AUGGAGGUCGAUGCUGCUCAGGAUGAUUCUUCCCAAGCGUCAAGCACGUCAGCCUCCUCCAUGACCAUACAGUAUUCUGUCGACGACUUACAAGAAAAUGGUGCCAAUUUAAUUCCCGAUCCAAAAGCUGAAACCAUGAGAACUGAGGGGAAAAUCAGAAGGCUUAAUAGGCGCUUGGCCCUUGCAAAUCUGCAACUUCCGAAACUGAGCACACCACAGGAUAGUGUCGUGGAUCUUCGCACGGAAGAGGAUAAAUUAGGCGAUAUAUCAUGGUUAAAGAAGAAAUUCCCGUCAAUCAAGGCUGAAAUAGCAAAGAAGGAAAGCACAGUUGCCCAUUUGCCGGCCAAUGCUCCUCCUAGCAUAGAUAAGCAGAGAUGCCUGAAGCAAUCCCUUGAGAAGAAGUUAGCCGAAAGAAGAAGGGCUGGGCUUGCGAAACGCAAGGAAUUGUACAUG
Cooperia oncophora is the source of this 453-nucleotide messenger RNA. NCBI's taxonomy places the organism in Eukaryota, Metazoa, Nematoda, Chromadorea, Rhabditida, Trichostrongylidae. The record is from the annotation of a GenBank genome assembly.